GUCUACUCCGGGGUGGUGCUAAGCCGGCGCCAGACAGACCCUCGACUCCGGAGGGGUAGCGCGGUGCCUCUGGCCGCUCCCUCGUCGGCUUCCUCAGCGUCUUCGUCCUCCUCGGCCGCCUUACCGUCCGCGGGGCCCCGAGACCCUGGUGUAUGCCCCACCCUUGACCCUGCUAGAGACAUGUCCACCCCGGCUCGGCGGCGCCUUAUGAGGGACUUCAAGAGGCUGCAGGAAGAUCCCCCGGCUGGAGUCAGUGGGGCUCCGUCUGAGAACAACAUCAUGGUGUGGAACGCGGUCAUUUUCGGGCCCGAAGGGACCCCAUUUGAAGACGGAACAUUUAAACUUACAAUAGAAUUCACUGAAGAAUAUCCAAAUAAACCACCUACAGUUAGAUUUAUCUCUAAGAUGUUUCAUCCAAAUGUCUAUGCAGAUGGUAGUAUAUGUCUGGAUAUACUUCAGAACCGUUGGAGUCCAACCUAUGAUGUGUCUUCCAUCUUAACAUCCAUACAGUCUCUACUGGAUGAACCCAAUCCCAAUAGUCCAGCAAAUAGCCAGGCUGCUCAGCUGUACCAGGAGAAUAAGAGGGAAUAUGAAAAGCGCGUUUCUGCAAUUGUAGAACAGAGCUGGCGUGACUGUUGACCUCAGGUCGAAAAAAAGAAGAGGCUGGCUAUAAGCAAAUAUGAAUUGAUGUGUUUAUCACCUUCUUAUUCAAUGUUAUAUUACAUUUACUUUAUUAAAAGCAAAAUAGCUGUUGUGCUGUUUCCAUCUUCCCUUGCCAAGUUUUUCCUAGCCCUUCUACUCUCUUGUUAAACAUCAAAAAAACACCCUCUGAAAUCAAAUGUACUGUACCUGGGUUACUUGCAAAAAUUACUAAUGCUUAAUAUUUUUUGUUGUUGCUCAUCUCCAGCUUUCAGGCAGUUAUUUGUGUUACUAUACACUAAAUUUUUAAGAUGAAUGUUAUACAGUGGUUCUUACGCAUACUUUGAUGACCAGGAUGUUACUUUUAACAAAAUAAUUUGCUGAAGUAUUUUGUCCUGGCCAGUCUUUCCCUUGUGUGGCAAUUAUAAGGGAAUGUGUGAGUCUAUAUAGAAAAACAAAUUGAUAUAAAAAGCCAUUUUGAGAAGGGAAUGGAGUCUUAAAAAUUUCUGUAAUACUAAUUCUCAAGCAGUUCAAAUGAUAAGAUGGUAUUUAUCAGAAGGAAAGGAGAAUGUUAAAGGGCCCUGCAAAGGGACUGCACCAACACAGUAAGUGACAUAUCCACUCCUUGUAAGGCUUUGACAGGACCCAUCUGCGAAGUUUCAGAAUCCUUACUGGUCUUUUGAGUUUUUUUAUUUUUUUAGAGGUAUGGGAGCAAGGAAUGGAAACAGUCAUCAGUUUUGGAGCGAGGGAAAGUUGAAGAUCUUUUCAUUCAUUGAAGUGUUGCCCUAGAUGAACUUACAAUCCUUUAUGAGUUUAAUUAAAGAAGGGAGCAUAUCUGGCAAACUUGCUUUUCACUCAAAUCCUGAGUUACUACUGCAUGCUUUAGUUUCUUUUUCUGUUACAAGAACCUUUAAUCCAACAUUUACAAUCUUUUUUUGAUAUUUAUACUUUUAGCUAUACAGUCUGAGACAAAGCCUGUAAAUGUUUUGUCUAAUUUUCAUUGUUGCCUUUAUGCAUUUAUCCCUCUUCUAACUUUGCACAAGUAACCCAUGUAAAAAAUGUACAUUUUUCAAAAGCUGUAAAUAAAAAUAACCUUAAAAUUU
Messenger RNA from Octodon degus (degu), 1742 nucleotides. It is a transcript of the gene Ube2a, whose product is annotated as ubiquitin conjugating enzyme E2 A. NCBI's taxonomy places the organism in Eukaryota, Metazoa, Chordata, Mammalia, Rodentia, Octodontidae. Gene Ontology annotation, biological process: proteasome-mediated ubiquitin-dependent protein catabolic process; DNA repair; protein polyubiquitination. Bases 181 to 639 code for a protein of 152 amino acids. The record is from RefSeq and is a predicted model, not a curated record. Gene Ontology annotation, molecular function: ubiquitin conjugating enzyme activity. The transcript has 6 exons. Gene Ontology annotation, cellular component: HULC complex.